AGAAAAAAAUUUACUUAGCUGUUUACUGUUUACUACCUGGGUUAAUAUAUCUUGAUUGAACAAUAUUUCGAGUAGUUACAAAAGAAAUGCCAAAUUUAGUUUACCCACCUUUUGUGCGUUGAGGUGGAGCACAUUAAAAUGCACAUCCUGUGACGUCAUAGUUUCCAGUUGUGGUGAGAGGCGCAUAGGUACAUUUCUCUCGAAAUUAACAUCAAGUAGAAAAUUCUUCCCCGCCAUGGAUAUACUAAAUGCCGAUUGUUUACGGGAGAUCAUUAUACACUUGUCGCUUCAGGAUCAAAUUGCUCUGCUACAAGUUAAUAGAUAUCUCCAACAGAUCGUGCAAUCAUUGUGGAUAACCAAAUACAAACACAAUAGCAUCAAUUUUGUGGAAAAAUCUCUCAAAGAUGAAGAUUUGGAACUUUUCUUCAAGACCAUAAAAGAUUUUGCGGAAAGUUUUGAGCUGCGUUUUUUGGACGAACAAAAAUACAAGCUAUUGAAGAAGUUCACAUAUCCCCAAAUCAAGACUGUAAGACUCACUAUCCACCCAUGUUUUAUCAGAGAUGAGGAUAUAAAAGACUUCCACCUCAUGUUUCCCAAUCUAAGGGUAUUUAGCCCACACGGCAAUUUGACCGGCCGCUAUUUGGAUUUAUGGCCCAAUCUCACAGAGUUAAAUCUCAGCUAUUGUUACAAAUUGGAAUUGAGUUACUUUCACAGCAUAAUGCGAAGUUUGCAUUUGGAGCAUCUUGAACUGAAUAUGUUUCCCAUGAGCAAACAGUGCGAACAAUUGGAUCUGAAAGAAGCCAAUUUGGAAAAUUUAAAAUAUUUACGCCUCAAUACCUAUGAGCUAUACUAUUUUCUAGUCAAACCCAUGCCAAAGCUACAGCAUUUGUAUAUCACCAAUCAAUAUAAUCCUCGCCAGCUGUUCGAUGUCAUACUUUCCGUGUGGCGGGCUAGAGAUAUACGAAAGUUAGAGACCAAUGUGAAAAAUGUUUUGGCCAAUUGCUUGGAGAUGCGCAUGAACGUUGAAGAACUGUGCAUCAUCAACGACGACAAUGUGUUGCCGCAAAAUGUGAUUAGAUCCUUACAUCUCCUAGAUGAUUUGCGAGUGUUGCGUUUUAAAAGUUGUGAUCUAACCACCAUCAAUAUAGCCGAACUGCUGAGAAGUAUACCUCAAAUUGAUGAGAUCUCUUUGGAAAGCUGUAGAUUACCUGCUCAACUGAAGCUAAAUGCUGUGGAGUUGGGUGAAGAAAGGAGUAAACUAUUAAGACUGAAUUUUUGGCAAAAUAUAGGACGAAGACUGAGAAAUUCACCCGAAAGGGAGUAUAGACAAAAUACUCCCCAAAGUGUGGAUGUUAUCAUCAAAGGAGAACACAGUUUCUUUGAAUUUACCGAAAUUCCAGGAGUAGAUCUCUAUUUCGAACCACUUUAUAUACAAUUUCGAUAACUUAAUAAAAAAAGGAAUUUAUAAAAUAAAAUAA
Stomoxys calcitrans (stable fly) is the source of this 1478-nucleotide messenger RNA. RefSeq lists its product as uncharacterized. NCBI's taxonomy places the organism in Eukaryota, Metazoa, Arthropoda, Insecta, Diptera, Muscidae. The transcript has 3 exons. The record is from RefSeq and is a predicted model, not a curated record. The coding region runs from base 236 to 1444 and encodes 402 amino acids.